Molecule: messenger RNA, 290 nt
Organism: Staurois parvus
Lineage: Eukaryota; Metazoa; Chordata; Amphibia; Anura; Ranidae
Source: the annotation of a GenBank genome assembly
CAUUCAUACCUUUUUACUACAAUGUGUAGUUGAUGAACAGCUUUUUUCUCAUAGGUUGACAGGGCAGUAACUUGAUAGAAACCAGUAUGUAUGUGUUGCCACCAGGGGCGGACUGACAACUCAUGGGGCCCCGGGCAAUAGGGGAUCAUGGGGCCCCUGUGUCCUUGCCCAAACUCAAAAAAGCCUAUGAAAAAGGUACCAGGGGCAUCUCAUGGGGCCCCCUACUGACCUCGGGCCCUCGGGCAGUGCCCAAGUUUCCAAAUGGUCAGUCCGCCCCUGGUUACCACUAA